AGACACAACUGUUUCCAAACAUUCACAAAGUUGGUCACACUGUAAAAUAAAUCUUCUCGCUCGGUCGCUGCUCGCCUUUAUUUCCGUAAAAAGGGCCAAAAAUGUGGAAAAUAAUUGAUAAACUGGCGUGAAAAGUGUGUACGAAUGUCGUGUGCAGUGUCUGGAUAUGAAAUCACAUCGAAUUCGUAACGCGAAACUGCCAAAAAGAGUGAAAAUCGGUUGCUGCAAACCUGAUUUGUGAAGAAGAAGCAGGCAUUUUUUCAUCGUCGUAAAACACGUACAUACAGACACUCGCACUCACACACACACACGCACAUGUGCGCAACUAUAUAUGUAUAUACGAAACGCGCGGGCGCGAGAGCGGGACAACGCGAGGGAGAGCGGCGAAUGUGAAAGCCAAAGCAAAAACCAAGAAACAAGUGAACGAAAAUAAAAACGAAAAUCGCAAUUCUCUCUUGCACCCCUGUGUGUUUAUUGUGGAAAAUACUAGUGUUUUUCGUGUGUUUUGUGCCGUUAUAGUGCGAAAUGAGCCCCCAGUGCGGAUUAUUGGCAUUAUUCGUGGGCUGAGUGACAAAUGCAACCCCCGAAUCCCGAAUCUGAGGCUGAAUCUGGAUAUUAGCUCGACAAAAGAUUCAAGACGCAGACCCUAGUGCAGCUGUGUGCGUGAAGGAGUGUGGUGGAAUGGAAUGGAGAACGGAAUGGCAGUGAUGUAGACCACCACAAGACGAAAACGAGAACCAGAUGAUGAGCCGCCGAUGGGGAUAAUGAUGAUAUAAUGAUAAUGAUCCCGAUGUGGGAUAGCAACAGCAAAAGCAACAACAAAAGCAACAUCAAAAUCAACUGCAGAUGAGAGAAAAGUUAGCGCGAAAGUACAGCUAUGUGGAAAACUGUGAAUUCGUCGAGCAGAAACUCCCAACGCAGAAAAACUAAACGCGCAAAAAGAAGAAUUUUCAUCAGGCCAUAAACGCGAGCAGAGAACAAAGGAAAACUGUCGUAAAAAGAGGCAGAGGAAGAGGCAGCGGCAGGAAAACCCACCACUUAAUAGUGGCCCACAGCAGCAACAACAACUUGGCAAAGAGUCGAGGACGAAACUGCUAACCAAACUCCAAACGUAAAUCGAACAAAAAGGGAAACUACAAAUCAAAAGCAAGCAAAUGCAAACGCAAAGGCAAACGCAAAGUCAAACAAAUAAUGGGUCGCUCCAAGUUUCCCGGCAAACCCUCCAAGUCGAUCAACCGCAAGCGGAUCAGUGUCCUUCAGCUGGAGGAUGAUCAGCCGCAGCAACAGCCGGAAACGCAGCCGGACUCCCAACCGGACACCCAGCAACAGCAGCAGCAGCAAACAAGCUCAGGAUCCGGUGCCGGGUCCCUGACUGCGCGGGAAAAGGGAAACAAUUGUGAUAAAGAUGAGGAUGACAAUGCCCCGGGCGGGGCCUCCUCCACGGGCGGCAAUAACGCCUCAUCCUCCUCUGCAUCCAGCUCGGAAAGCACUGGAAACGGGAACAGCUCUGCCUCAGGAUCUAGCUCGGGCUCCACCAACGGAGGCAGUGUGAACGGUGCCAGUAGCCACAAAAAUGCAGCUAAUUCGGACAAGGAGCAUCAGGGGGAGGCUAAGGAUGGCGACAAGGGCAGAACGAAAACGGCACCCUUGGGUGGAGCAGCGUCCUUGGGUGGAAAAUCUUCCAGAACAUCCUCGGGAUCCUCGGCUUCAGGAGCGGCGUUUGAGAAGUGCGCCGGAGGAAAAGGCGCCAAGCCACCAACUGGAACAGCAUCCGGGAAAUCAUGUGGAUCUGGCAGUGUGAUUUCCAUUGAAAUAUCUUCUGGAAAACAGUCAGAAGCGGCAUCCCCACGAGCACUGGCAGGCCUAUCCCCCGGAGCAUCGUCUGCCUCGUCGUCGGGAUUAGCCUCUCCGGGAGGCUCCUCGUCGGGAUCUUUUGCGUUGAGUGCAGCCCUCCUGCGGGCCCGCAAGGGCAGCAACAAGAAGUUCAAGAACUUGAACCUGGCGAGGGCCGAGGUCAUGUUGCCCUCCACUUCCAAGCUGAAGAUGCAGCAGCAGCAGGAACUGAACGGCCCAGGGGCGGCGGGCAGUGGCUCCAGCUCAGCGCCCUCGCCCUCGUCGGCGGAGACAGCCGGCAUGGGACUGGCGAAUCCCUUUGCUGGGGAAGCGGGCGAAGAUGCGGCCCUGAAGCGCAGAUUAGCCGACAUGCCCCACGAAGUGGCCUCCGAAACCGCUUCCACCAGCUCCGGCUCGGCGGGAAAUGAUGCGGCGGCGGGAGCGACUACGACAGCGGGGGCUGGGCCAUCGGGAUCAGCAGCCGGAUGUAGUCCCAAGCCGGGACAAGCAGCAGCGGCGACAGGGUCGGGCCCUGGCCCUGCCAAGCAAAAGAAGACGGUGACCUUCAGGAAUGUGCUGGAAACGAGCGACGACAAGUCGGUGGUAAAGCGGUUCUACAACCCGGACAACCGCAUACCCCUCGUCUCGAUCAUGAAGAAGGACUCCCUCAACCGGCCGCUGAACUAUUCCCGAGGCGGCGAGUGCAUCGUGCGUCCAUCCAUCCUGUCCAAGAUACUCAACAAGAGCUCCAACAUCGACAAGCUAAACUCCCUCAAAUUUCGAUCGGCGCCGUCUAGUUCCGGCAAGAGCUCCGAGUCCCCGAAUGUUUUUGGCCUGUCCAGGGCGUUUGGGGCUCCCAUGGACGAGGACGAGGAGGAGUCUGGUGGAGUCACCUUUCGCCGGAACGACUCACCGCCCGGCCAAAAAAUCGACGACGACGACGACGAUAUGGAUGAGGACGAAGAUGAAGAAGAGGGCAACCUGGAUGAGGAGGACAACGAGCAGGAGGACAUCGACGAGGGCGUCUCCGAAAAGAGUGCUGAAACCGACCGGAAUGGACGGGAAUCCGAAGAGCGAGAUUCCGAGGAGAAGCAGCUGGUCAUGGACUCGCACUUUGUGCUGCCCAAACGGAGCACCCGCUCCUCGAGGAUCAUCAAACCGAACAAAAGGUUGAUCGAAGACGGUGCAAUCAGCAAGAAGUCUGCUCCCAGUUCCAGCGACUCCAAAUCAAAGAGCCUCUUCGGAGCUCCUGCUCCUUCCACAUCCUCCACGUCAGCAGCAGGCUUCAGCUCGUUCGGUAGCCUUAAAUUAAAUAGCAAUACAAGUGGAAGUGGCAGCGGCAGUGGCAGUGGAAGCGGAAGCGGAAGCUUCGUGCUGCGACAGCCACGACUGCGAUUCCAGACGGACAGCAAACCCGUACCUUUUGGCAGUGCAGCUGCCACUAAGAGCUCUUGUCCCACGUCGCCCAGUGCCAUUCAAACGCCAGCUAGUUCCUUGGCAAUGACCUCGUUCGGUACUCUGGCUACCUCCAGUUCAAGCCCGAACCCCAAUCCUGCGGCAGGAUCAGCUGGGAGCAGUACCUGCUCUGUGUGCUCCACGUCGGUCAGCAGCAAGGAAGUAGCCCAGCCCCGCAAGUACGGAGUGGUGGCCUGUGACGUGUGCCGAAAGUUCAUGUCGAAGAUGACCAAGAAAUCCAUAUCGGCCAACUCGAGUAGUCCCAAUGCAGCCGGCUCAUCGGGUGGACAGCAGCAUCUGCAGUGCAAAGGAGCCGAAGGAUCAGCUUGCAGCAUCCUGACGGCCAAGAGUCAGCUGAAGAACUUCAAGAAGUUGUACAAGGAACGUUGCACCGCCUGUUGGCUGAAGAAGUGCGUGAACUCGUUUCAGCUUCCAGCGGCUCAUCGGAGUCGAUUGAGUGCCAUUCUGCCUGCGGCAAUGCGGGUAGAUGUCUCUUCUCGGGAGGACAAGUCUACAGAACUGCUAUCCCCCACCGGAAGCAUCCGAUUCACGGCCCCAUCUGCUCUCAGUUCGUCGUCAGUGGCUGCUUCCACGUCUGUGAAGUGGAAGUCGAGUGGCGACUCGUCCUCGAGUGCCUUGGCCUCGAUCAAGUCGAAUCCUUUGGCGGAAAAUAAUGUUACCUUUGGCAGUACUCCACUGCUGCGACCGGCUAUCCUCGAAAAGCCCCUCUUCCUGAAGAUCAGCAAUGCAGCCGACCAAAAACUGGGAGCCAAUGAGGUUGGCUGCCCAAGUCCUUCAAGAAAAGCAAAGCAGGACGAGGAGAAGGAAAAAGAAAAGGAAAAGGAGAAAGAAAAGGCUAAGGACCAGGACGUUGGCGACAAGCUACUCAGUCCCACGUUGUCGGCCUCUAAAAAGCCACCUUCGGCAGAAAACCCGAUUCCAGAAGCUCAAAAAGAGGAAGCGCAGUCUUCUACAACAACCAUGCAAGCUGGUACUUUGAAUGGCACGUCUCAGGCCACGAACCAAUCUGAAGCUAAUGGAGACAGCAAUCCCAACUCCAAUGCUAAUGCCACUUCGUCUGGGGAAACCCUGAAACGCCAGAGGAUUGACCUCAAGGGGCCACGGGUGAAGCAUGUGUGCAGGAGUGCCUCAAUAGUUCUGGGCCAGCCACUGGCCACUUUCGGCGAAGACCAGGAGGCGGAAGAGGAGGCUGAAGUGCAGAAGGAGGCAGUCGUACCUGUGCCAUCAGAAAGCUCUGCUCAGAAACCGGAGCCAGUAGUCACUGAUGAGAACGAUAAUUGCGCCAGUUGCAAAACGCAUCCUUCGGAUGGAUCGAACGCCAGUCAAGCUUCCGGUAGUAAUCAGGGAGAGGCAAGGAAGGUUGCUCCAGCUGGCAAGGAAAAUGUCACGGUGGCCAAGGCAGAACCUGCAGCACCAAGCGUUCCUGCUAAAGUGGCAACAAGAAACGCGACAGUCGCUUCCAACAUGAAUGUGGUGGCCACUAAGAAGCAGCGGAAUGGAGACAUAACCAGUAGCUCUGUGACCCAGACCUCCAAUCUGUCUCAAGGAAGGAGGACCAAGGAGCAGCGCCAGCAGCGCACGCUGAUAUCAAUCGAUUUUUGGGAAAACUACGAUCCCGCAGAGGUUUGCCAAACGGGCUUCGGCCUCAUUGUGACCGAAACAGUGGCCCAGAGAGCUCUGUGCUUUCUUUGCGGCUCCACGGGCUUGGACCCCCUCAUUUUUUGUGCCUGCUGCUGUGAACCGUACCAUCAGUAUUGUGUCCAGGAUGAGUACAACCUGAAGCACAGCUCGUUCGAGGAGACCACUCUGAUGGGCAGUCUGCUGGAGACAUCAGUGACCGCCGUCGGGUCUUCAUCUUCCCUGAAUCAACUGACUCAGCGCCUGAACUGGCUGUGUCCGCGCUGCACCGUUUGCUACACCUGCAACAUGUCCUCCGGGUCGAAGGUGAAGUGCCAAAAGUGCCAGAAGAACUACCACAGCACGUGUCUGGGCACCAGCAAGCGUCUGCUGGGCGCCGACCGCCCACUGAUCUGUGUGAACUGCCUGAAGUGCAAGUCCUGCUCGACGACGAAAGUGUCCAAGUUUGUGGGCAAUCUUCCGAUGUGUACAAAUUGCUUCAAGCUGCGCAAGAAGGGUAACUUCUGCCCGAUUUGCCAAAAGUGCUACGACGACAACGACUUCGAUCUGAAAAUGAUGGAGUGCGGCGACUGCCGGCAGUGGGUGCAUUCUAAGUGCGAGGGCCUCAGCGACGAGCAGUACAACCUGCUCAGCACCUUGCCGGAGUCCAUAGAGUUUAUAUGCAAGAAAUGCGCCCGGAGAAACGAGAGUUCCAAGAUGAAGGCCGAGGAAUGGCGACAGGCUGUGAUGGAGGAGUUCAAAGUCAGUCUGUACAGUGUUCUAAAGCUGCUCAGCAAGUCGCGGCAGGCGUGUGCUCUGCUGAAGCUCAGUCCUCGCAAGAAAUUGAGGUGCACCUGCGGAGCCGCCGGAAAACUUCAGCCCAAAGCUCUGCAGUUCAGCAGUGGAUCGGACAACGGGUUGGGCAGCGAUGGCGAAUCUCAGAACAGCGACGAUGUGUACGAGUUCAAGGAGCAGCAGCAACGGAAUAUGAAUCAAAACAAAUCCCGGGUGGGGAAGUCUCUGUCCUGCUCCUGUCAGCAACCGAUCAGCCAGCCGCAGUCCUUCAGCUUGGUGGACAUUAAGCAGAAGAUUGCCAACAACUCGUAUGUUUCCUUGGCGGAGUUCAACUACGACAUGAGCCGAGUGAUUCAGCAGAGCAAUUGCGACGAGCUGGACAUCGCCUACAAGGAGCUUUUGAGCGAGCAGUUCCCAUGGUUCCAGAACGAGACGAAGGCCUGUACGGAUGCUUUGGAGGAGGACAUGUUCGAGUCCUGUGCCGGAGGCAACUACGAAGACUUGCCAGAUGGUGCAGGAGGAUCUUCUGUCUACAACGAUCACUCCACCUCGCAGGGAGAGUCCCGUUCCGGAGUGCUAGACAUUCCCAUCGAGGAAGUGGACGACCUGGGCAGCUGCGGGAUUAAGAUGCGAUUGGACUCAAGGGUCUGUCUAUUUUGUCGGAAGAGCGGCGAGGGCCUCUCCGGAGAAGAGGCGCGACUGCUGUAUUGCGGUCACGAUUGCUGGGUGCACACGAAUUGCGCCAUGUGGUCGGCUGAGGUCUUCGAGGAGAUCGACGGCUCGCUGCAGAACGUCCACAGUGCGGUAGCCAGAGGAAGGAUGAUCAAGUGCACCGUGUGCGGUAAUCGGGGCGCCACGGUGGGCUGCAAUGUGAGGUCCUGUGGCGAGCACUAUCACUAUCCCUGCGCACGGAGCAUUGAGUGCGCCUUCCUCACGGACAAGUCCAUGUACUGUCCAACGCAUGCCAAAAACGGUAACGCCCUGAAGGCCAACGGCUCCCCAAGUGUCACCUACGAGUCCAACUUCGAGGUGUCCCGUCCCGUUUACGUGGAGUUGGACAGGAAACGGAAGAAGUUGAUAGAGCCGGUGCGCGUUCAAUUUCAUAUAGGCUCCUUGGAAGUCCGCCAGCUGGGAACCAUAGUGCCCCGAUUCUCCGACUCCUAUGAGGCGGUGGUGCCCAUCAACUUCCUCUGCAGCCGCCUGUAUUGGUCCUCAAAAGAGCCGUGGAAAAUAGUGGAGUACACGGUGCGCACGACAAUCCAGAACAGCAGCUCCUCGACUUUGACUGCGUUGGAUGUGGGCAGAAACUACACCGUGGACCACAGCAAUCCGAAUGGCAAGGAGGUGCAAUUGGGACUCGCGCAAAUCGCACGAUGGCACAGCACUUUGGCUAGGAGCGAUCUUCUCGAAAGCAAUGGAACCGAUUGGAACGGCGACUUUGCCAACCAGAACUCGUGUGUUCCACCGGAUGAGAACACGGAGGAGGAGCCCCAACAGCAGGCCGACUUGCUGCCGCCCGAAAUCAAAGAUGCCAUAUUCGAAGAUCUCCCCCAUGAAAUACUCGACGGCAUUUCCAUGCUGGACAUAUUCAUGUACGAUGACUUGGCCGACAAAAGCGACUUGUUUGCCAUCAGCGAGCAGUCCAAGGACGGCACGCAGGCCAUGACUUCCCACCAGGCUCAGAGUCAGCAGGGCCAGCAAGCGGGAGGCGGGAGUGUCAGCAUCUGCGAUGAGGACACACGGAACUCGAAUACGAGCCUGGGAAAUGCAUGGCCGGCGAGCAAUCCCGUGGAGGACGCUAUGCUGUCCGCGGCUCGUAACUCCAGUCAGGUUCAGAUGCUCAAAACCCUGGCCUGGCCGAAGUUGGAUGGAAAUUGUGCCAUGGCAACAGCGAUAAAGCGAAGGAAGCUCUCCAAAAACCUGGCCGAGGGCGUUAUCCUCACCCUGAGCAGUCAGCAGCGCAGCAAGAAGGAGAUGGCCACGGUAGCUGGUGUCUCCCGGAGGCAGUCCAUCAGUGAAACAUCCACAGAGGCUUCGAGUUCGAGCUCCGUGAGAAGCAAAAGCUUCACAUGGAGCGCAGCGAAGCGGUACUUCGAAAAGAGCGAGGGUCGCGAGGAAGCGGCAAAGAUGCGGAUCAUGCAGAUGGACGGGGUGGAUGACUCGAUCACCGAGUACCGCAUCAUCGCAGAUGGCAACCUGUCCACAGCUCAAUUCACGGGUCAGUUGAAGUGCGAGAGAUGCCAGUGCACGUAUAGGAACUACGACGCCUUCCAGAGGCAUUUGCCCGGCUGUGAGCCCGCGAUGUCCACCAAUGAUACCGAAUCGGAGGUGAACGCGACUGGAACAACCACCAACGCCACUCAUCUGAGCGCAGAGAGCUUGAAUGAGCUCCAGAAGCAGCUCUUGGCGAAUGCCGGUGGCUUGAAUUAUCUGCAAACCGCUGCAGCUGCCACGACCUUCCCUCAGGUUCAGAGCUUGGGGUCACUGGGCCAGUUUGGCCUGCAGGGACUGCAGCCCCUUCAGUUGCAGCCGCAGUCUCUUGGCAAUGGCUUCUUCCUCUCCCAACCCAAUCCCGCCCCCAGCCAGUCGAACGGUACGGAAGAGCUGCAGAUUUACGCCAAUUCGCUGCAAAGCUUGGCCGCCAAUCUUGGCGGAGGAUUUACUUUGGCCCAGCCCACGGUGACGGCUGCACCGCAGCCCCAAUUGAUCGCAGUAUCGACAAACCCCGAUGGCACCCAGCAGUUCAUCCAGAUCCCUCAGACCACGGCUCCCGCGGCCACCUACCAAACGCUUCAGGCCACAAACACGGACAAGAAGAUAGUGCUUCCCCUGUCCACAGCGGGAAAACCGCUGAAAACAGUGGCCACCAAGGCGGCACAACAGGCAGCUGCCAAGCAGAAGCAGCUCAAGUCCGGACACCAGGUGAAGCCCAUCCAAGCCAAACUGCAACCACAUCCCCAGCAGCAGGCGACGCAAGUGCAACAGGCGCAACCAAUCACAGUGAUGGGUCAAAAUCUGCUGCAGCCGCAGUUGCUCUUCCAGAGCAGCGCGCAGGCGCAGACUCCUCAACUAAUUCUCCCCCAGACACAGCCGCAGAAUAUCAUCUCAUUUGUCACUGGGGACGGAAGCCAGGGACAGCCGCUGCAGUAUAUAUCCAUACCGACUGGAGGAGAAUACAAGCCGCAGCCGCAACCCACAGCCACCCCUACUUUCCUGACCACGGCAGCUCCCGGAGCCGGAGCCACCUUCCUGCAAACGGAUGCCAGUGGUAACCUUAUGUUGACCACAGCUCCAACGAAUUCCGGACUGCAAAUGCUGACAGCUGCGCCCCUGCAAUCACAGCCUCAGGUGAUUGGGACCCUCAUCCAGCCCCAGACGCUUCAGCUGAGCGGAGCGACGGAUGGCAGCCAGCCAGGAGCAAGCCAGCAGUCCCUUAUUCUGGGGGGAACGUCUGGUGGUGGAACCACUGGCCUGGAGUUUGCCACAACAACGCCCCAAGUGAUCCUGGCCACGCAACCGAUGUAUUACGGGUUGGAAACCAUUGUGCAGAACACUGUGAUGUCUUCGCAGCAGUUUGUGUCCACUGCGAUGCCGGGAGUUCUGAGCCAGAAUGCCAGUUUCUCGGCAACCACUACGCAAGUAUUCCAGGCGAGCAAAAUUGAGCCAAUCGUGGAUCUGCCCGCCGGGUACGUGGUGCUCAACAACCCAACGGAUGGGACGGGCGCUGGCACGUUCCUGAAUGCAGCCAGUGUGCUGCAGCAGCAGCAAUCGCAGGAUGAUCUUCUCCAGAAUGCCAACUUCCAGUUUCAGGCAGUGCCCUCGUCGUCCUCAUCCGCCACAUUGGAUUACUCGGCUCCGCUGGUCGUCACGGCCAAAAUACCGCCUGUGACUCAAAUGAAGCGAGCGAACAGUAACGCCGGUAAGGCGGCUGGCGUGUCGGGGGUGAGCAAGGUGCCGCCGCAGGUGGUCAACAAGGUGCUGCCCACUAGCAUUGCCGCUCAGCAGUCCCAGGUGCAGCUGAAGAACACCACCUCUGGCAACUUGAAGCAUACGGUUAAGGGCAAGGCGGUGUCUCAAACGGGAACCAAUUGCGGAGCUCCACCUAGCAUUGCGUCGAAGCCGUUGCAGAAGAAGACCAACCUGAUAAGACCCAUCCACAAGCUGGAGGUGAAGCCGAAGGUGAUGAAGCCGGCGCCCAAGGUGCACGUCCAGAAUCAUGCCAUAUUGCAACAACAACAGCAACAGCAGACCGUGCCACAGCAACAGCCCGCGGCCCCAAAGAUCACAAUAACUCAGCAAAGGAUUCCCGUGCAGACCCAACAACAGCAACCUCAGCCCACGCAGUUGCUGCAGAUUUCCCAACCACUUCAUCAGCAGCCCCAGCCAGUGCAUGUGCCACAGCAGCAGUUGCAAGUCCAAGUGCAACCUUCGAUGCCCAUAAUAACCAUUGCUGAAGCUCCGGCUCUGCAAACGCAGUUCGUAAUAGAUCAACAGGAGCUGGUGAACCAGCAGGAGAUGGUUAACCGAGCACAGCAUUUCGCCGGCAGUAGCACCAGCAACUCCUUGCCCACCAAUGUGGUGAACCCCCUCCAGCAACAAGCUCCUCCCACAACAAACAUCUCCACGACACGGCCAACCAACAGAGUCUUGCCAAUGCAGCAGCGCCAGGAUCCGAAUCCUCCCACUAUCGAGAGCCCAGUGAUGCCAUCGCCUACGCCUCCGAAGCCCCUCGAGCAGCAGGUGAUUCAGCAGAUCACCAGCGCCAGUGCUCCCAAGUGCUACAUGCCGAAAACUGUGUCGCCCAUCUACGAAGCGGAACUGAAAACGGUCACCGGACUGGACAGCAUUGUGCCCUCGAACGUUGACUGCGAGAUCAUGGAGCAACCGGUAACCGAGUCCAUCUACACAGAGGGUCUAUAUGAGAAGCACUCUCCGUCGGACGCCAAAACAGAGCAGCUCAUCAUCCAACAGCAGCAAAGGGAACAACUUACCCAGCACCUGGCCAACAACAGUUUCCUGCUCGAAAAGCAUACAUUUGAAGUGGAUGCCAUGGACACGGACUCCUACAGGGACGACGAUCUCGAGGACGAGGACGACGAGGAGGACGACUUCAGCCUGAAGAUGGCCGCUUCGGUUGGAAACGACCAUGAGAUGUCGGACACUGAAGAGCCGGCUGUGAAGGAUAAGAUCAGCAAGAUUCUGGACAAUCUGACCAAUGAUGAUUGCGCCGACUCGAUAGCUACAGCAACCACCGCGGAGGUGGAGGCCAGUGCUGCAGGCUAUCAGCAGAUGGUGGAGGACGUUCUGGCAACCACGGCAGCUGCUUCGUCUGCUCCCACCGAGGAGUUUGAAGGUACUUUGGAGACAGCAGCGGUGGAAGCAGCUGCGAGUUACAUCAAUGAAAUGGCCGAAGCCCAUGUACUGGAAUUGAAACAACUUGAAAACGGGGUGGAGCUGGAACUGACCAGGAGAAAGGGUGAGCCCCAGAAGCAGGAAUCGGUUGCCAAGCAGCAAGUGAAAGUUCCAACGGCAGCUGCUCCGGAGCCACCACCGCCUAUACGAGAACCUAAAAAGAUCAGUGGGCCCCAUCUGCUCUACGAGAUUCAGAGCGAAGAUGGUUUCACCUACAAGUCCAGUUCGAUUUCCGAGAUAUGGGAAAAGGUUUUCGAAGCCGUGCAAGUGGCCAGGCGGGCGCACGGGCUCACUCCCCUACCGGAAGGACCCCUGGCGGACAUGGGUGGCAUCCAAAUGAUCGGACUGAAGACCAAUGCCCUCAAGUACCUAAUCGAACAACUGCCAGGAGUGGAAAAGUGCUCGAAGUACACGCCAAAGUACCACAAACGAAACGGCAAUGUAUCCACAGCGGCAAAUGCCGGACAUGGAGGGAGCACGGGCGGUGGCAACGCAUCCUUGGCCAGUAACGGAGACCCGCAAGCGCUGCUCGACUAUGGAUCAGACCAGGAUGAGUUGCAGGAGAACGCCUUCGAGUGCGCCCGCUGCGAACCGUAUUCCAGUCGCAGCGACUACGACAUGUUCAGUUGGCUGGCCUCCAGACAUCGGAAGCAACCCAUCCAGGUGUUUGUUCAGCCCUCGGAUAGCGAACUGGUGCCCAGACGGGGAACUGGCAGCAAUCUUCCCAUGGCCAUGAAGUACCGCACCCUGAAGGAGACUUACAAGGAUUACGUUGGGGUCUUCCGGUCGCACAUUCACGGACGCGGACUGUACUGCACCAAGGACAUUGAAGCAGGCGAAAUGGUGAUCGAAUAUGCCGGAGAGCUGAUUCGCUCGACUCUGACCGACAAACGGGAGCGUUACUAUGACAGUCGCGGCAUUGGAUGCUACAUGUUCAAGAUUGACGACAACCUGGUUGUGGAUGCCACCAUGCGCGGCAAUGCGGCCCGUUUCAUCAAUCACUCCUGUGAGCCGAAUUGCUACUCGAAAGUCGUGGACAUUUUGGGCCACAAACACAUCAUAAUCUUCGCACUGCGUCGAAUUGUGCAGGGCGAGGAGCUCACCUACGACUACAAAUUCCCCUUCGAGGAAGAGAAGAUACCCUGCUCAUGUGGCUCCAAGCGUUGUCGGAAGUACUUAAAUUAGUAAGGGAAGGCAGAAAAAGGAUGGGCGCUGGGAGCUUCAUCCUUAAAGAAUGGGAUGGCGUAAUUUAUUGGAAUAGAAAGUAAUAUUGGGGUUAUAAUGUGCAACUUGGCAAGGUUCAAUGGUGCUCAAGAUUGAAAAGAGCUAGAUUUUAACGCUGUACAGAUAUUCGUAGGCUUUUAAUUUGUAUCUUAAAAUGUGAUCCGUCUAUCCUAAAACAUAAUUUGUCUAAUUUUUAUUUUCAGAAAGUUUUUAAUUUCCUUAAAGUUCUUUAAAACUUUUUGAUAAAAAGAAACUGAAACGCAAAGUUGCUCUGAAACCCAAAAAAUUACUUUCCACUCCAAUAAUUCAUUGUCUAAUAAAGAAAAAUAUGAGAAGAAUUGAGAAAUCACACGGAUUGUGAAAUGAAACACUUGUAGUUAACGGUUAUUUCGAUCUAUUUUUGGUCAAUCGUGAUACUUUCAUUUUAUACCCCAAUACGUCUUAAGUAGUUGAUAAAUAAGAGUUAAACAGUUGAUAUUAUUCUGUAUCGUAUAUCCAGAAGGAAAAGAAACAAAACAGCACAUAUUAGGCAACGAAAGCAAGCAGACUCCGAGCGAUCCGAUCGGAUGAAAAUAACAGAAACUCGAUGACGUCAGUAUUCAGGGGGAGUAAAAUUAAUUGUAUAUUGAAUAUGUUACGUAUUAGCUACUUACCACAUACGAAUAACGCAAAUCAGUUAGCAACCUAGACUAAGGCUCCACAGAUUCUAUACAUAACGGAUAGUACUACCACUAAGCUGAUAGGGAUAGAAGUUGUUGGGCUUAGGCGAGUGAGGGAUGAGAAGCGAUGGGAGACAUUAAAAACGAUUACUUACAGGGGCUUGUGUUAGAAUGUAAAUAUAAUGCUUAUGGAUUACAAAUAUCUAUAUUAUAAUAUGCCUAAAGUCUAAACCAUAAGAUACAUGAAUUGUAUAAGAGAAACUAUUUUAUGUAGAGGUCUGCGUAUUUAUGUUUGUUAACAAUUAACCUACUGACUAAUUGAUUGAACUACGAAUAAUAUCCGCAAAUAAUUGCUAACAUAUAAAAAUAUAAACGAGAAGGACAGAGGAGGAAACGAAGCAUCACCCUUGAAAUUAUUAAACCAUCAUAACUUAUAAUGUACGAACUAAUUCGCGCUAUUGAUUGUAUAUUUAUUUUUUAAAUCCUUGUUUUAAGCAUGUACAUGUAAUUCCCUCGAUCGGAGUGCAAGCAUAAUAUUAAUUUGUAAUGCCUAACUUUAGGUCAGCUCCCUUGUAUUCUAUUAGUUUACCGAUAUGUAUCUUUAUGUUACGCUUAAGUAUUUGUCCAAAAUUGUAACCCCACACUCACAUGUAGCAGGCAGGCAGUCAGGCGGUAGAUGUAUUCCUAUCGGACUUGUACAGGCAAAGUUCCAUAGCAUUUUUGGCAGCCAUUCAAGACGCGCGCACUUUUUGCACGCUGUCGAGGAAUUUUAUAUUUUUAUUCCCUAAAGAAAAAAGUUUAAUAAACUACAAAUUAAAAUACAA
Drosophila ananassae is the source of this 13840-nucleotide messenger RNA. RefSeq names its product histone-lysine N-methyltransferase trithorax (gene trx). Gene Ontology annotation, cellular component: nucleus; histone methyltransferase complex. NCBI's taxonomy places the organism in Eukaryota, Metazoa, Arthropoda, Insecta, Diptera, Drosophilidae. The record is from RefSeq and is a predicted model, not a curated record. Gene Ontology annotation, molecular function: histone H3K4 methyltransferase activity; sequence-specific DNA binding; DNA-binding transcription factor activity. The transcript has 9 exons. Gene Ontology annotation, biological process: positive regulation of DNA-templated transcription. Bases 1192 to 12318 code for a protein of 3708 amino acids.